Messenger RNA from Lynx canadensis (Canada lynx), 1798 nucleotides. It is a transcript of the gene RPUSD3, whose product is annotated as RNA pseudouridine synthase D3. The record is from RefSeq and is a predicted model, not a curated record. Gene Ontology annotation, molecular function: RNA binding; pseudouridine synthase activity. Bases 1 to 1014 code for a protein of 337 amino acids. The transcript has 8 exons. Gene Ontology annotation, biological process: pseudouridine synthesis. NCBI's taxonomy places the organism in Eukaryota, Metazoa, Chordata, Mammalia, Carnivora, Felidae.
AUGCGCACUGUCCUUGCUCGGGAGAUGGGUGGCUGCAGUGUUUUGGGCCGGAUCUGGGGUGUAUGGCGGCGGCGGCCAGGGGUGCGCGCAGUGCCCAAGGCCCCAGGCUUUGGCACCGAAGCCGGACACCGGCUGCGACCCCGAGGCUCCAGCAAACGGUCGAGGCCCUUGGGGGGCCAGCCAUUCCCGGGGCUGCUGCAGCUAGAGAACCUCAGUCGGGAGGAGCUGGUUGAUGUGCUGAGGGCUGCAGUAGUGGACCAGAAAGGAAAACCAGGAGAGUUGACAUUGUUCUCAGUGCUGCCAGAGCUGAGCCAGUCCCUGGGGCUUGGGGAUCAGGAGCUCCAGGUUGUGCAAGCAUCUGGGAAAGAGACCUCUGGGCUUGUACUCCUCUCCAGUUGUCCUCAGACAGCCAGCCGCCUCCAAAAGUUCUUCAUCUACUCACGGAGAGCCCAGAGGCCCACAGCCACCUACUGUGCUGUCACUGAUGGGAUCCCAGCUACUUCUGAGGGGAAGAUCCAAGCAGCUUUGAAACUGGAACACGUUGAUGGCGUUGAUCUUGUAAUUCCAGUGAAGUCCCCAUCCCGAAAAGACUUCCAAGAAGGUGUCAAGAGGACCCUCAGCCACUUCCAUGUGGUGGCCAUGGGCUCUGGCUGUGCCUUGGUCCAACUGCAGCCACUGACAGUGUUCCCCAGUCAGCUCCAGGUACACAUGGUACUACAGCUCUGCCCUGUGCUCGGGGAUCACACAUACUCUGCCCGCGUGGGCACUGUCCUGGGUCAGCGCUUUCUACUGCCAGCAGACAGCACCAAGCCCCAAAGACAGGUCCCGGAUGAAGCCCUCCUCAGACACCUCUGCCUGACCCCCUCCCAGGCUGCCCAACUGCCCUUGCAUCUCCACCUGCAUUGUCUCCAUCUUCCAGGCAUGAGGCCCGGGGAGGCCCCCAUGAAGCUUCUGGCACCCUUGCCCUCUUAUUUCUUCAGGACCCUACAGUGCUUGGGGCUCCACCAACAAUAAUGCUCCUUCUGUUCCUUUUGUUUCUGCUGGAAAGCAGUGGGGAUGAGGUGGGAGAUGAACCUACGAUGAGGCCUGAGGAGAAUGAGGUCAGUACUCAACAUGCAGUAAGGCCUCGCUUUAAGAUCCUGGGCUCUGCAUUCGGACACACCUAAGAUCAAAGCCUGCCUAGGCUACCUGCUGCAUGGUGUUAGGCAAAUGACUUCAUCUCUUUGGACGUGCAUUAAUAAAAGUACCUACCUCAUAGUAUGGUUUUGAAGAUUUGCUAAGAAAGUGAGUAUCAUGGAGCACGCUUUCUGCUGAGUUCAAUAUGUGGUCUUUUUAUUUGGCUGUUUCUGUCCCAAUUCUAGCUGGGAGGAAAUGUUUGGUUUUUUUAAUUGUGAUAACAUACACAUAGCAAAAUUUACCAUUUUAACCAUUUUUAAGUGAACAGUUCAGUGGCAUUAGGUACAUUUACACUGUUGUGCAAUCAUCACAUCAUCUUACAGAACUGAAGCUCUGCCCCAUUAAACACUGACUUCCCAUCCGCUAGUAGCCCCCAUUCUCCUUUGUCCCUAUGAAUCUGACUACUCUGGGGACUUCAUAUUGAAAUGAAGAUCUCAGAUCUUGUAUAGUAAAAAACUGAAAUAUAUCAAACAUACAACGAGUACAUAAACAUAUCUGUGAUUUAAAGAAUUACAAAGUGACACCCAUAUAACCACCACUCAGGGCACGAAACAGAAACAUGCCUCUUAUUCCUUAUUAGGGCAGUAGUUCUCAACCCUGGUCCCACAGUAGAACCCCCUCC